AUGCCGUUCUCGUUCGGUAACUACAAUGGCACCUGUAAUUCCAUGGCGCUAGUCUCGUGCCCUCUCCUGGGCUCUGAGCUGGGUAUCGUACCCGAGUGCUACUCGCGCAAUAUUGACAUCAACAAUACGAUCAUCUUUCAGCCGGCUACGUGCAUUAUCCACAUUGCCGCGAUCAUCAUGACUGCCAUCAUGGUGUGGCAUGUGCACUCAAAGUACACCGCCGUGGGCCGGAAAGAGAUCGUGUUCUUUUUCUAUCUGUACGGUUUCUCUGAGCUGCUUGUCCUGUUCCUCGACUCGGCUGUGAUUCCGACGCAUACCGGUGCCUACUUGUGGUUCACCGCCAUCUACAUUGGCCUGAAAACGUGCAUCUUUUGGUGCCUGAUGCUCAACGGCUUUGUCGGGUUCCAGUUCGCAGAGGACGGCACGGCACUCUCACUCUGGACCCUGCGCAUUUCCACGCUGAUUUUCUGGGUGGUGGGCUUUGUGGUGUCCGCCUUUGCUUUCAAGAACCAGCCGCAGGGCUCCCAGGCCGGCGUGUGGUUCUUUGAGUUUAUCUUCCCGCUGAUCAUGGUCCUGAUUUACAUUGUUUCGCAGGUCAUUCUCGUGCUGCGUACGCUGGACGACUUCUGGCCGAUUAAUGAUAUUGUCUUUGGCACGCUCGCCUUUGUCUCGGGUCUAAUCCUCAUGUACGGCUUCAACAACCAGAUCUGCGAGCACGUCAAGCACUACAUCGACGGCACCUUCUUCGGCGCCCUCUGUAUGCUCUUCUCCGUGAUGAUGGUGUACAAGUACUGGGACUCGAUCACCAAGGAGGACCUCGAGUUCAGUGUCGGCUCCAAGCACUCGGCCUGGGACGCCAAGGAGCCCCUCGUCUCGUCCGACUUUGACGGCUCGGUCCAGUCUUACGACGCUGGCCGCAGCCCCGUUUCGUCGCGCGCAUUCAGCUCUCGGCCCCCGUCGCCUCCGCGCAAGGAGAGCGGUGCCAGCCAAUAUACUAUCGGCAAGGCCAUGCCCCACUCCUUCUCCGAUGCCGGCAGUGGACUUCCCCAGCACCGCUAA
This is a messenger RNA of Malassezia japonica, 1059 nucleotides long. RefSeq names its product Chitin synthase, class 7 (gene CHS7). The record is from RefSeq and is a predicted model, not a curated record. Lineage: Eukaryota; Fungi; Basidiomycota; Malasseziomycetes; Malasseziales; Malasseziaceae. Gene Ontology annotation, cellular component: endoplasmic reticulum membrane. The transcript has 3 exons. Gene Ontology annotation, biological process: protein folding. Bases 1 to 1059 code for a protein of 352 amino acids.